AUGCUGGACCUAACGUCCAAAAUGUAUUUCACAGUCAACGUCACCUUGGCCGCUGCGGCAAUCCCACACCCUUGGAACCACGACGACGCCCGUAAAUACCGCCAUCUCACAAGGCGCGAUCCCUUCCCAAGCGGAGUCAUGGCUGCCACAAAGUAUCUAGAAUCUACCCCGACUGAAACCAAAAGGACGCUGAACUUCUUCGGCCGAGGUGCCAACCUGACAGAAAUGACAGAAAGCACAGAGGAACAGAAGCAUGAUCUGCAUUCUCACGAAGACCAUUUCCACCUGUAUAGUCUGCAUGGACACGACAAGUACCUUCCUAGUCCUUACCCUCGCUCACAAGAAGACAUCGACGAUGUCGCUGAUGAUAUUUUCCCCUGGCGAGAAGAUGCCGAGCUUGAGCCCACUGACACCAAAAGGCUGCGCCUCUUCUCCCUUCGUGGCGCAGGCUCCCCCGAAGUCACCGAGGAGAAGAAGCACCACCUACCUUCCCAACAGGACUACCUCCCCGAGGUCGACCGCGCGUACAGACAUAACCAUGAUGAGUACCUCGAAGACUCGGACUCGUGCUCAGAGGCCGAAACAUACCUUGUAUCCUCUGCGGCUAGCAUCAAUAAAGGACUGCAGCGCCGGUGCGUGCGGAGGAAGAAUUGCAAGGAGAUUUGUGCGCAGAGUGGUCUUGAGGGCACCACCGGGUGUACGUGGAAUUAUGGGGGGUGA
Messenger RNA from Didymosphaeria variabile, 720 nucleotides. RefSeq lists its product as uncharacterized. The transcript is spliced from 2 exons. Bases 1 to 720 code for a protein of 239 amino acids. Lineage: Eukaryota; Fungi; Ascomycota; Dothideomycetes; Pleosporales; Didymosphaeriaceae. The record is from RefSeq and is a predicted model, not a curated record.